Molecule: messenger RNA, 1844 nt
Organism: Salmo salar (Atlantic salmon)
Lineage: Eukaryota; Metazoa; Chordata; Actinopteri; Salmoniformes; Salmonidae
Source: RefSeq, a predicted model, not a curated record
GAUGACCUUUAUGGGUAUUUACAUCCAUUAUUAGUUUAGUGUGUUCGGUUAUCCUACAGACACGGCACAUUGUGACAUGGUACUUGAAGAGGAAACGGAGGUUAAUAAAUUGGUACACUGUUUAGAUUGAGCACAUCUAAGUGAAAUCUAUACUUUGUCAUGACAUUAUAAACGGAUGGAUGUGAAACCAAACCAUCUAUUGGCUGAUUUGGCGGUCUGGGGUGUAGGUCAUUGAUUUGAAAGCGUUAUGAAAUGUGACAGCGUGCAAUCCUGUAUCUCCAGUGACAAUAAUUCUAUAGCCUAGCUAUGAUACGUUCAUUCACGAUGUCCAGAUUUUCACAGGCGGACCAUUUACAAGUUAAAUCAUGGGGGGAAAUGUACUUUACCAAUUGAUAGAACAUAGGCUUUCACCAAAUUGAUUUGUAUUUCUGGGGUGGAUUAUCAAUUAAAACGGUAUAGUGGAUUAUCAUUAAUUUGCCUCCCACCUUUCGCAAACGUUAUUUGGAAAGUCAACGUGAAAGUAAAAUAGUUCAACUGCGAACCAAGACGGGGUCAGUUCAUCUCGAUACUUCAAAACUCCUAAGAACUUCACAAAUCCAGUACGUGGGUCUUCCAGUGAGUUGGAGAGGAAUGAGGAACCAUGGCACAGUUUGAAAGCUUGAUAUGGACUAUACCUAUUAUAUUGGUGCUUGUAAGCAUUGGAUGCUGUAUUGCAUGUGGUAGAGCUGAGUACAGAAUUUGGGAUGAAUGUUGUCCCAUGUGUUCACCAGGAAAUCAUGUACAUAAGCAUUGUACUGAAUUUACCAGCACCAACUGUGUGCCCUGUGUUGAUUCUACAUUUCUUGAUGAGCCCAAUGGUCUCAUAAAAUGCAAAGUGUGUACCAACUGUGAUGCAGAUUUGGGUUUGAUGGUAAAGCAGUCAUGUAGACCUUCAUCAGACACUGUCUGUGGGACACUGGAGGGGUUCUACUGUCUAGACCCAACUAAGGAUGGUUGUAGAGCAGCCCAGAGACACAGCAGCUGUAAACCUGGUCAAUACAUCAGCCACACAGGAACAACAUCUACAGAUACUGUGUGUUCUGACUGUACUGGUGAUACCUAUUCAAAUGGAUCAUUUACAUCCUGCCAGUCACACACCGAGUGUAAAUCAUUAGGUCUUCAAGAACUUAGACCAGGAACUAAUUUGUCCAAUUCUGAAUGUGGACCACAAUCCUCAAAAACAGAAACUGGAAUCAUCAUUGGUGUUGUUGUGGCGUCAGUCCUAAUAGCUCCUGUAAUAAUAAUAAUAAGAAUUGUAAUUCUAAGGAGGAUAAGAAGUCCAACAGUGACUUUUUCUCCAGUGACAGUAAAUGCUGUAGAGACAGCCGUUACAGAAUCCUCCACCAGAAAAGGACCAAGCAGCGGAGGAAGGAGCAGCACCAGGAGAAGAGCGUUCAGGACUCGUGGACAUGGGAGGAGAUACUGGACGGUAAAGGACCAUGGGCUCAAGCUGGGGAGUAUCGCCGCCCGCAGUGGGAGAUCGAGGCAGCGAGAGCGGAGAGGCGCUGGUAUGAGGCAAGGGAGCUCUGCGCACUGUGUCUCCAGGGCGCUGGGAGGGUCCAGUUCGCCCAAUGCCUGCGCUCCGCCCGUGCCGGGCCAAAGUGGGCAUUCAGCCUGGAGUGUGGGUAAAUAGCCUAAGUACCAGAACUCUAGUGGUCCCCCACAGCCCACUUUAUCCUGUGCCUCCUCCUCAGUCCAGGCCUCCAGUGGGUCUCCCCAUCCUGGUCCGUCCUGUGCCUCCUCCUAGGACCAGGCCUCCAGUGGGUCUCGCCAGUCCGGAGCCGCCAGAGCCCCCCGCCAGUCUG